Messenger RNA from Peromyscus eremicus (cactus mouse), 2068 nucleotides. It is a transcript of the gene Rab27a, whose product is annotated as RAB27A, member RAS oncogene family. Gene Ontology annotation, biological process: positive regulation of exocytosis; melanosome transport. The record is from RefSeq and is a predicted model, not a curated record. Lineage: Eukaryota; Metazoa; Chordata; Mammalia; Rodentia; Cricetidae. The transcript has 5 exons. Gene Ontology annotation, cellular component: secretory granule; melanosome. The coding region runs from base 15 to 680 and encodes 221 amino acids. Gene Ontology annotation, molecular function: GTPase activity; GTP binding.
CCGAGUCCUUCAUCAUGUCGGAUGGGGAUUAUGACUACCUCAUCAAGUUUUUGGCCUUGGGAGACUCUGGAGUGGGGAAGACCAGUGUACUUUACCAGUAUACAGAUGGGAAAUUCAACUCCAAAUUCAUCACCACAGUGGGCAUUGAUUUCAGGGAAAAGAGAGUGGUGUACAGAGCUAAUGGACCAGAUGGAGCUGUGGGCCGAGGCCAGAGAAUCCACCUGCAGUUAUGGGAUACGGCGGGGCAGGAGAGGUUUCGUAGCUUGACCACUGCGUUCUUCAGGGAUGCUAUGGGUUUCCUGCUACUGUUCGACCUGACAAACGAGCAAAGUUUCCUCAAUGUUCGAAACUGGAUAAGCCAGCUGCAAAUGCAUGCAUACUGUGAGAACCCGGAUAUAGUGCUGUGUGGGAAUAAGAGUGACCUGGAAGACCAGAGGGCAGUGAAGGAGGAGGAAGCCAGGGAACUGGCAGAGAAGUAUGGAAUCCCCUAUUUUGAAACUAGUGCUGCCACUGGAACGAACAUCAGCCAAGCGAUUGAGAUGCUCCUGGACCUGAUAAUGAAGCGGAUGGAACGGUGUGUGGACAAGUCCUGGAUUCCAGAGGGCGUGGUGCGGUCCAAUGGCCACACUUCUGCGGAUCAGCUGAGUGAGGAGAAGGAGAAGGGGAUAUGCAGCUGUUGAGACACCAGGUGAGCAUCGCAGCCCCGGCCUGUGAGCUGUUCCGCAGAGAUCCAGCUGGAAAGCCGAGAUGAACCACACCGCACCAAACGCCAGCUGCUUCUCCUGUCUCCAGUGGACAUUAACUCAGCAUCCAUUUCUAAGUUGUUGCAGCUUUAUAUAUCCGAGAAUUGGGAGAACUAUUUCACAGAGCCAAAAGUGCCUUGAAAGCCUAAGCCCACCACGGCAGGCCAUUCAGGUAGUCAAGAUUUUGCAGCCAUGAAAGGUUGUGUCUGUUAUGAUAGAGUGCUGAUGAUGGCACUGUCACGUGUGCCACCUAAUGAGACCUGGAGUCUCAUUAGAGACCCCCUAAAGACAUUAGGAUCUUUGAGCAAUGAAAGGCUAUCAUGGUCUUGAGAAUCCAGGUUUAAAAAUCCACACCGUAGUUGACCUUCUAGAACAUCAUUCACCAACACUUGAAUGCUAAUAUCAUGUUCACAUUGGAUCGGUGUCUUUCAGCAUCACCUCUCAUGUCGGCCUUCCCUUGGACGUUACGUUAAAAGUACAGCCAUCUCUAUAGACUGGGGAUGCUGGGUUGACUGUGGGUUUGGUGGUGGGGGGAAGGGUUUGUAGGGCAGGGGUGGGUGAAGAGGUGGAAGCUAGUGAAGUCAGAUUUUCUGGCUCUGGGCUUCAGGGUCAUGGAGACCCAGGUGUUUAUUAGUGGUCUGUUGGUUCGGUCCACAGCUAAGCAUAGCUCGGGCUUCUGCUGAAUGCACAGUGAGAAAAGACUUCUCUUGCUUCGCUUCAUAUUUGUGUUCUGUCUGGCACUUUCGAGCUGCCGUUCCUGUGUAGACUGCUGAGCGCCUGACUUUACCAUCGGGCUGGCGUCCGCCGUUGCUGUCUCCCUGUUUGUCUUCUCCCCCGUUAGUGUGACUGAAGGACUCUCUUUUUAAUUUAAGCCACAGGUUUAUUUGCCGUCUGGAGGGAGACGGAUGUCUGUAUUUAAGCAGUCACAUGUGUGUGCUCGUUUGACCCUGGUGUCUGGCAGCAGCCUGUACUUCCCCUGGAAGGUGGGCAUCCAUGUCCUCGCUGUGUCUUGCCAGAUCAUGUGUUCUGUUGCCUCAGUGUCUUCAUGCCCAAAGAGGGUGGUUCAAAAUGUUCUUCAUAGAUUCUACUUCUUCAGACCCAAGGGAUCUCAUCCACAGCAAAAGGCUUUUAAAGAAAGUAAGCCAGAAUUUCCAAAGAACUUCAAGGAAAAAUAUCAUCAAUUAUAAUUGUAAAAAGUAAAAACUAUGGAUUUUUUUUUUAACAGUAAAUGCUUGGCAGAACUUGUAAUACUUGUAAUUACUAAAAGAAAUAUAAAGGAAAAUAAGUAGUUUGCAUAGUAGUUUUCAAGUCGCUUUUUUUUUUUU